Messenger RNA from Odocoileus virginianus texanus, 2250 nucleotides. Lineage: Eukaryota; Metazoa; Chordata; Mammalia; Artiodactyla; Cervidae. The record is from RefSeq and is a predicted model, not a curated record.
UUUCCGGCCCGGUGGAAGUCCUACCUUAUUUUCCUGGGUUUUGCGUCUUUCGCGAGAAAUGGCUCCGGACUCGGGUUCCUUUCCGGAAGGACCUCCCUUAAAGCUGCUACCCGUAGAUGCUAGGGAUCGAGGCACCCAGCGCUGUCGUUUGGGCCCUACCGCCCUCCGCGCCUUAGGCGCCCAUCUGGGCUCGGCGGUGAAGAUCUCUCUACCUGACGGUGGCUCCUGCCUCUGCACCGCCUGGCCGCGGCGGGAUGGAGCAGACGGCUUUGUGCAGCUGGACCCGCAGUGCAUGAGCCCGGGGGCGGCAGUGGGGGCGCCGGGGUCUCGGGGGAUUAUUAACCUGAACAGAUUCCGCUUAGUGCCCUGCCCGCCCCUUCGGCGCCUCGCGGUGUGGCCGAAGUUGAGGGAGCAAGCGGGCGCGUCCGGUGCCCCGAGUACAGCCGCGGUGCUGGAGGCGGUGCAGGAGCUGCUGAGGAACCGUCCAGUCUCUCAGGGCCACGUGGUGGCCGCUCCACCAGGUGCUCCGGGUCCAGUGGCCGCCCUGCACAUCGUUAGCGGGGUGCCCAGCCCGAAUCCGGCCGGGCUGGUUACCCCUCGCACCCACAUCAGUCUGAGCGAGGUGCCUCGGUCGGAAGAGGAGCCGCAGCCCGAGGUGCCCCUGGGGGGGCUUUCGGAGGCGGCCGACUCGCUGCGGGAGCUCCUUCGCCUGCCGCUCCGCUACCCGCGCGCCUUGGCCUCUCUAGGGCUAGAAGUGCCACGCGGGGUGCUCUUGGCCGGCCCCCCGGGAGUGGGCAAGACCCAGCUAGUGCGGGCAGUGGCCCGGGAGACGGGCGCGGAGCUGCUGGCGGUGAGCGCCCCCGCGCUACAGGGCUCCCGGCCCGGGGAGACGGAGGAAAAUGUGCGGCGGAUCUUCCAGCGCGCCCGGGAGCUGGCCAGCCGCCGUCCCACCCUCCUCUUCCUGGACGAGGUGGACGCCCUGUGUCCCCGGCGGGGCGGCCCACACCAAGCCCCCGAGAGCCGCGUGGUGGCCCAGGUGUUGACGCUGCUGGACGGCAUCGGUGAGGACCGCGAGGUGGUGGUUGUGGGAUCCACGAACCGGCCGGAUGCUCUAGACCCAGCGCUGCGCAGACCUGGGAGGUUCGACCGAGAGAACCAGGACAAUCCGACGAUUGAUGAAACAGACUUCCUUGAAGCUUUUAAAAAGAUCCAACCCUCAUCACUUCGAAGUGUCAUUGGACUGACAGACAUCAAACCUGUUGGCUGGGAGCAGAUUGGUGGCCUUGAAGAUAUAAAACUGAAGUUAAAGCAGAGCAUUGAGUGGCCUCUGAAAUUCCCUCGGGAAUUUGUUAGGAUGGGCCUGACACAACCAAAGGGAGUUCUUCUAUAUGGGCCCCCUGGGUGUGCCAAAACCACGCUGGUGAGGGCCCUGGCUACGAGCUGUCGUUGCUCUUUCGUUUCAGUGAGCGGAGCUGAUCUCUUCUCGCCUUUUGUUGGAGAUUCAGAGAAAAUCCUGUCUCAGGUAUUUCGACAAGCAAGAGCAAAUACACCAGCAAUUGUGUUUUUGGAUGAAAUUGAUUCAAUCUUGGGCUCUCGAUCAAUCAGCAGAACAGAAUGUAAUGUUCAAGAUCGUGUUCUUUCUGUUCUUCUAAAUGAAUUAGAUGGUGUUGGAUUGAAGACUAUAGAGAGAAGAGGAAGUAAAUCAGAUCAACAUGAGUUUCAAGAAAUUUUCAAUAGCAACGUCAUGGUUGUUGCAGCAACAAAUAGACCUGAUGUGUUAGAUGAUGCCUUGUUACGGCCUGGAAGACUAGAUAAGAUUAUUUAUAUUCCACCUCCAGAUGAAAAGGGAAGGCUUUCUAUUCUGAAAGUCUGUACCAAAAAUAUGCCAAUGGGGCCUGAUGUUUCCUUAGAAAAGGUAGCAGCAGAAACCUGUUUUUUCUCUGGAGCUGAUCUUGGAAACCUCUGCAAAGAAGCCGCCUUGCUGGCUCUGCAAGAAAAUGGACUGGAAGCAACCACAGUGAAACAAGAGCACUUUCUAGAAUCACUUAAGACUGUAAAACCGUCCUUAAGUAAUAAGGAUUUGACUUUAUAUAAAAACUUAUUUCAGAAAAAAGAAUUUUCUAUCUUAGAAGAUAUUUAAAAAUUAUUUUACAUACCUGCUCAAGGCUUAAUUGAAAUGUGAAUAUGCACUAUAAUUUGUAACUUACUUUGUGUGUAUUAUUUCUUAUAAAUAAACAAACUUGUGCCUGA